Aspergillus steynii IBT 23096 is the source of this 2373-nucleotide messenger RNA. RefSeq names its product i-AAA protease YME1. Bases 1 to 2373 code for a protein of 790 amino acids. The transcript is spliced from 5 exons. Lineage: Eukaryota; Fungi; Ascomycota; Eurotiomycetes; Eurotiales; Aspergillaceae. The record is from RefSeq and is a predicted model, not a curated record. Gene Ontology annotation, biological process: mitochondrion organization; protein quality control for misfolded or incompletely synthesized proteins. Gene Ontology annotation, cellular component: mitochondrial inner membrane. Gene Ontology annotation, molecular function: ATP hydrolysis activity; ATP-dependent peptidase activity; metalloendopeptidase activity.
AUGGCCUUUCAACUUCCGAUCCCCAAGCCCAAUAUGGCGGCGGUGACCUCCGAUAUCUGGCCUUCCAUGUCGAAACUUCUGAAUGCGCCGUGGAAGAAUGUCGAGCGCGGCCCUUCCUCCGGAUCUAUGACUUCCCAGCGCACGGCCGGGGAAGCGAGUUCAGCGAACACCGGAUCUGUUGCACUGCCCGAGUUCCUGCACACGGUGCCCUCGGCAGCUUUGAGAGCGGACGUCACUCACCAAUCGGGAUGGUCACGUUCCUUGUUCAAUGAACGCUCUCUCUGGACCUCGCCCUCCCUAGCCUCCCGGGCCUUCUCUCCGUCGUCUUCUCGUUCCUAUUCUACGUCUUUGAACCGACUUCGCCACGUUCCCCAUCCCCUCGGUCUUUCCAAAUUGCAGCAACAACGGUUUCUCUUCGGUGGUCCCUCUCGCAACGUCUUGGCACAGAAGGAGAAAACUGCGAACAACAAUCCACACAACGUCAAUGCUCAGAACUCCUUCUACCAGGACCUCCUUCGUGCUAACAUGCCGGCGAUCGUGGUCGAGCGGUAUAGGAGUGGACAUUUCGCCGGUAACGAACUCUCGGAAGCAAUCUAUUUCAAGGCCUUGAAUGUGGUCGGAAACACUGGCCCCUCACCAAUUGAUCCCAACGCAAAUCAGAACGUGAACAUUGAACAGCUCCAAGCCAUUGGCCAGGCCGUUGCGGCCCAGAAGCAUGGUGGUCAAAUGGGAUUGGCGACGAAGCAGAACGGCACUGGCGCGAAAGAAGCUCCACUGUAUGUUGUUGUGGAAGAGUCACUUGGAAGCACCAUUUUCCGAUGGGCUAAAUUCUUUGUGUCCUUCGCCUUUUUCGUUUACAUGUCUCUUGUCCUGGUAACUGUUUUGGUUGAAACGACGGGCGUUUUGAAGAACAUCCGAGGCCCUCAGAGCAACGAAGCCCAGCCGCAGCAUCAGACUGUUCGCUUUAGUGAUGUGCACGGCUGUGAUGAAGCUAAGGAUGAGCUUCAGGAGCUCGUUGAGUUCUUGCUGAACCCGGAUCGAUUUUCUUCGCUCGGUGGCAAGCUGCCUAAGGGUGUUUUGCUUGUAGGACCUCCCGGCACUGGUAAGACUCUUCUUGCCCGUGCCGUUGCGGGCGAAGCCGGCGUCCCCUUCUUCUACAUGUCUGGAUCUGAAUUCGAUGAGGUGUACGUGGGUGUUGGUGCUAAGCGGGUCCGUGAGCUGUUCGCUCAGGCCCGCGGCAAGUCACCCGCGAUCAUCUUUAUCGAUGAGCUGGAUGCGAUAGGCGCCAAGAGAAAUGAGAGGGAUGCUUCGUACGUGAAGCAGACGUUGAACCAGCUACUCACCGAACUCGAUGGCUUCUCGCAAUCUAGCGGAGUGAUCAUUCUUGCUGCGACCAAUUACCCGCAACUACUGGACAAGGCCCUGACCCGACCUGGUCGGUUCGACCGCAAGGUGAACGUCAGCCUCCCUGAUGUCCGGGGUCGGAUGGAUAUUCUCAGACACCACAUGAAGGACGUGCAGAUCAGUACCGAUGUGGAUGUUGCAGUGAUUGCGCGUGGCACACCUGGCUUCUCCGGUGCUGACUUGGAAAACCUGGUCAACCAGGCCGCCAUUUAUGCCAGCAGGAACAAGCAGAACAAGGUCAUCGCCAAGGAUUUCGACUGGGCCAAAGACAAGAUCAUGAUGGGAGCGGAGGCUCGCAGCCGGAUCAUCCAGGACAAGGACAAACUAUUGACCGCCUACCACGAAGCUGGCCACGCCCUCGUUGCUUACUUCUCUCCGUCCUCUACGCCACUGUACAAGAUCACCAUCGUUCCUCGCGGAAUGGCGCUGGGUGUGACUCACUUCCUGCCCGAGAUGGACAUGGUCUCUCGCAACUACACCGAAUACCUGUCCGAUAUCGACGUUUCCAUGGGUGGCAAGGCCGCGGAAGAGCUCAUCUUUGGGCCCGACAAGGUUACGAGCGGCAUCUCAGCUGAUAUCCAACAAGCCACCGAAACGGCCUUUACUUUGGUCACUCGGUUCGGAUACUCCAAGAAGCUCGGAAAUGUCGACCUUUCCACCAAUUACAACAGCCUGUCGUCCGAGACCAAACAGGAGAUUGAAGGCGAGGUCCGGCGUUUAGUUGAGGAGGCCCGCGUGCGCGCCGCGAACAUCCUCAACGAAAAGCGAAACGAAUUGGAGCUCUUGACCCAGGCUUUAAUCGAAUACGAAACUCUCACCAAGGAAGAGAUGGAGAAAAUAUUGAAGGGAGAGAAACUCAAGAAGCUGGAACCCCCGCCGCCACCGCCUCUCAAGUUGCCCGAUGCUCUGCAGACGACACGGUUAAACCAGUCCAAUGCUGAUCAAGAACCCCCGACAUCCAACGAAUGA